Durusdinium trenchii is the source of this 1206-nucleotide messenger RNA. Lineage: Eukaryota; Dinophyceae; Suessiales; Symbiodiniaceae. The record is from the annotation of a GenBank genome assembly.
AUGCUCCUGCAACGCUCUGGUCUCGAUAGCACAGAGCGAGGGGCUAUCAUCUCCAACCUGAAGAACCAGUUCACCACCAGUCAGGUGAAGGGUGCUCUCCGCCUUGCCUGGCCUGCUGAUGAUUUGAAGAAGCGGGAUAAUCUCCGGGGCUCUGCGCUCUUUCUGGAGGAAGAUGAAGCACUUCUUUUGGAGGAGGACGAUAGCCUUGGUGAGGACCUGAUGAAUGAGGCCGAUCAGGAGCACUACUCUUACCUUACGGCAGAUGUAGAGGUUGCUCUUCAGGCCUACAAUGGGGCACGGCGGACCUUGAAAGAGGCCAGAGAGAAACAGAGCUUCUUCAAGAAGAGUCGACAGUUCUACGGUUCUCGGAAAGACUUCAACCCCAAGCCCAAAAGUGAGACCAGCUUUCAGCGCAAUCCGCCAAUCAUGCCAGCAAUGUCCAAAGCUCAGCUGAUCGAGAAGAUCCAGGAGUACGGCGAGACUCCUCCCUCUACGUGGGGCAAGACCCAACUGGAGGGUCGGCUUGCAGAGUUGAAACACCUUCACCAAGUCGAAGAAGGGUCACAGACCAAGAGCCGUGUAGCCGAACUCAACAAGGCUGCUCGCAAGAAAGAUCAUCUCUUGGCUUACAUGAAGGACAACAACAUCCAGCACUCGGGACACGAGACCAUCAGUCAACUCUUGGCUCUGGGGCACCGCCACAUUCUGGAGACCACCAGUCCUCGGGGAUCCGAUGCCAUGGGCUUCGGGAAGCAUGCCAACCUGACCUACUCGGAGGUGGCCAACCAGGACUGGAACGAUGUACAAUGGAUGCUGACCACCUGCCAGGAGGCAGGAGGCCUGAAGGGCACCAGCGAUUGGCGCCUGAAGCGGUUCAUCCAGUGGUACACUCAUGGUCAGAAGGGCAUCCAGAAGCCGGCAGGAUCAUCCAAGAAGGUCGAGAACAGCAAGGAUGUCAAGUCUCAAGGCUAUGCUCCAAAGACCUAUGCGAUGAACUCGCCCCGCCAAGAAGAGAAGACGGACUCCUCAUUCACGGUCAUCUCUGCUCCAGUUCUUCCAACCGAGACCGAGGAGGAGAUGGAGACAAUCUCAGAGACAGAGCUGGAAAUUCAACGCCUCGAGGGCCAACUUCGCGAUCUCCAGCGUGCCAAGAAGGAGCGCUCCAGCCGUGCUGCACCUGCGCCUCCUCGGGCGGAGCCACAAUGA